AAAGUUUGUUUGGGUUCGUGCGCGCGCACGUGUGCGCCGAUGCGCGCUCUCUGUUCAGAUUGAGAGAGUUGAGAUUUGAAAGUUGGAGCAGAAAGGAUCUUGGUUCGUUUUUAAGGCUUUUGAGACCUGCAGAGAUUCCGGGAUUACUGAAACAAGGUAAAUAGAUGAAGAGGAAAGGUACAGUAUUCUCUCAGAACCUUUGGAGACGCCUGAAGUCCUUUCAGGGUGAUGGAUGCAGAGGGGGUUCUCCAGGAGGAGGAUAUGGAGGGAUCAUGGACGCUGCUGUCCCUUUUGGCGUCCCUCCUCAUGGUGUUUGGGGGCGCCUUGCCGUACAUCCCGCAGUAUCAGGAGAUCCAGAGAAGCAGCAACACAGAGGGCUUCUCCACCAGAGUUUGCCUGGUUCUACUCGUAGCCAACAUCUUGCGAAUAUUCUUUUGGAUAGGGAAACAGUUUGAGCUGACACUGUUGCUUCAGAGUGUGGUAAUGAUCCUGACCAUGUUUGCCAUGCUCCACCUCUGCUGCACGGUCCACAAUAACAACCGAGUGAGCACCAAGCAGCAUCGGCUUACAGAUUUAAACCUUCACUACUUUUGGAGUUGGAGUGCUUUUGAGGACUACCUCCUAUUCUGCUUCGGUUUUACUGUGGUGUCUGCUGUGACCACUCUGCUGCUGCUAGACUCCGUCAUGUUUGUCGAGGCUCUGGGCUCCCUGGCUGUGAUGUUUGAGGCAAUGCUGGGCGUCCCACAGCUGCUGCAGAACUUCCAAAACCGUUCCACCAAAGGAAUGAGUGUGAAGAUGGUUCUGCUCUGGACGGCAGGGGACAUCUUUAAGACCACCUACUUUGUGAUGAAUGAAAGCCCAGCUCAGUUCUGGGUGUGUGGUUCAGUUCAGAUCCUGGUGGAUGUGGCCAUCCUGCUCCAGGUGCUGUCUUACAACUCGGACCUGCGGCCCAAGCUUGGUUAAAGGCUGAUCAGAAGAACAUUGUGAGAGAAGAAUCUUUUAAUUAAGGGUUAGAUUCUAGUUAGAAAUAUUUUCCUAUGUAGGAUAUGAGAAUAUGUGGAAAACCAAUUUAAUAAUUUUUUUGUAUCCUCUGCUUGGUCUCUGAGACCUAAUCAAAAUUAUUUUUAAUGAAACAUGAUAAGAUAAUAUUUAAUCGCAUUUAUGGUUAUUUUUCUACUAUUUAUUGUCACAAUGUGACUUAUUUUUCACACCCUUUAGUUUUAUUGAGCAAGAAAACCUUUGAGGGAAACAUAACUUAUAUUGGCAGCUCACUAACAGCAGACCUGUGCUGCUGUAAUGGCCACUCCAAUAACCAGUCUGUCACUGGAACUACUCCACUAGAACCAGCCUUCUGACUGAUAGUUCUCCGGCUUCACUCUCGUGUCUCCUCCGGACUGUUCUUAACGUGUGCAUGUAAAUCUGGCUGCAGGCAGGAGCACGCGUGUUGAUGUUUUUGCUGCAUCUCUGUAGCUGAGAUUUAUUUUUGCUGUUGAAAUCCAGCAUCAGUCUAAGGCCAGAUGAUGCACAUCAACUACAGCUUGGUUUGGUGGUUAUACAUCUGUCUGUUUCUUUGGUCCAGAUGAAGAGUAAUUCUGCUUUUACCUCCACAUUUUGGGCAUAUGAAAGUUUUAAAUCCCAAUCACUAUCUUUUUAAGAGGAAACAAGAUAAAUAUUAGGUCUAUGAUUUGUGUUUUGUAUUCCAAAUUUCAAUGUAUUUUCCGGUCCUGGCAGCAUAGUAAUCAAGUUUGCAGAGGUAAACCACUCAGGAACAAUCAAAUAUUUAUUUCACCCAUUCACUGAUAUGUGUGUGGUUAAGUUUCGGCCUUUUAUAAACCUGGGGCAGGUGGUAAUAUAACUUAGAAUCUCUGUCCCAUUAAAUUAUUUUAUUUGUGUCUUAACUUGAUGAAAUCAUUGGGAAAUCAAUCUAAAAUCAAUUGAUUGUUUUUCUGAUAUACUUUUUCUUAUUUUAUUUUAAAGGGUUUUAACCCAUCCAAAAUAAAUGCUGCGAAAAAAAACAACUAAUUCUUUAAAUGUUGGACAAAAGUCAUAAAAUGUAAAAAUAAAGCUUUUUUUUUUAAAGAAUUUUGCCUUCAACAGGUAUCAGUCAGUCUUAUUAUUCUCAUAAGUAUGAAUGGUAAAGUUUAAGAAAAGAUUUAUAAAAUACCACAUACUGACAAGGGGCCUUAUUUCAUGUCUUACAAAAAUAUGCAUUAGUUAUCAUAGUUUGCACUACUUGAUCAAUUUUACUGUGCUUGAAUUUAGAUUGUUCUCCUUUAUGAUAAAUGGAGAAAUGCAUUCAUCUAAGAAGCCUGAGAAAUGCAGAACUUAAAGGGGUCAUAGAAUGCAAAACCGAGCUUACAUUGUUAUAAAUGAAUAACGAUAGUUCAGUGGGUGAAAUGGACGUACAGAGAAGUUCAAACCCCAGCGACACCUCCUUUCUCUGCAAAUCUCACAAUUCUUAACUUCGACCAUGAAACCGGCAAAUCCAAACGAAGCCCCGAAUUGACCUCAAUUUGGAGAUGAUGCCUUAUUUGGUUCUGGCCUGCACCUUUGCAAUCCCCCGAAAUUUACAUACAGACCUGCCCACUGGUUCGCUGGCCCAAGGGAGGGGGGGUGGGGGGUUAUGACUGGACCUGACCUCAGCAGAAAGCCACGAGCCGCCCAUCCUCAGCCGGAGGAGGGGGGCUGGGGGCCGGUAACAGACAUCCCAAGUCUCCCAGAAGUUCUGGGAGUCUCCUUGAUAUACAUAGCUGUUCACGGAUGCCCGCAAGUCGGAUAAAUUAUCCAGGAUUUUAGACUAUGCGAGGUGGUGUUUUUUUUUUUUUACAGUUUUUUUCGAUUGCGCAGACAUCAAGAGAGAGGGGAUUGUGGAGAGGAGGUUGCUUGUGAAACCUGUGCGUAUCUGUCCAAAGCGAUGCUCUGUUCAACAAGCGUUCCAGGUGACUGGUUGUCAGAGCACGCUGAUUGGAUUGGUCAAAAAAAUAAGUCAAUAAGUUUGGUUUACUCUCUUACAGUCACCUAGUUACCACUCAAAGCUGUGCAUCCUGUGAAAUAAGUUAAAUCCUCCAUUGAAAAACGAAAAUAUAAGACUCAUUUUACAGCAGAGUAAAUUGAAGUAUGUCCGCGUCUACUCAAGGUGAAGAAUGAUGAAGUGUGUAUGUAUGGGGCACAAUGCGGGUCGGUUGUAUUUGGCUGCGGCGGGCGGGGCCAGUGGUUUGCACUGUAGUCGACCAAAAUCCCAGACGAUUUUGAAAUUCCCCCGGACAUUUUGUUAGGCAUGAAAAGUAGGACAUGUCUGGGGAAAAAGACGACGUCUGGUCACCCUACCAUACCAUGUUUCAGUGAGUGAGUGCUUGUUGCUAUGAUGCGUCUUUGCUCAGCAGCUUCACUCAUUGUAAACCAACCAAUCAGCGCACAGCUCAUCUAAAUAUUCACUAGCAUACCAUAAAAAGAAGUAAAGCUGUCGCUUCAUUCUAGGGCUUUUAACCAGGCUUGCAUUAGGGCUCAUAGAACAGCAAAUAUGCAAUUUUAAGCCCAACCAAUGUUACACACCAUAUUCAGAGACCUUAAGCACCAGCACCAAAUACCCCAUAUAAUCAUUCUAUGACCCCUUUAAAGAUACAUUUUUAUGCAUGCAAGAUAUCUUUAAAGUAGCCUUUUUUUUUAUCUCUAUCCCUGCUUAGAUUUUCUCUGUGAACUUCCAAGGUCCAUUAAGAUGACUUGGCAGUCCAAUAUUUACUGUAGGAGGGAGUGUUUGUCUACAAAGGACUGGCAAUCCUGCCUUCAGGCUCAUGAAGUGAGAGCUGAAGUACACCCUCCACCCACCCCCACCUACUCUGAAUAGGACCUACCAAGUAAAAAUAUUUAGACUGGUCAUAAAACACAGAUUCUGACUAGUUAUUCAGGUUAGUGUUUGGUAGAAAUACUCCACUCAGAGAUGUAUCAGCAGAAAUUAAGAAUAGUGUUCAUUGUUAAUGCCGAUAUGCAUUUAAAUGAAACUAAAAAGAGUCCAACUUCUAUGUUACAACAUUUUAAAAUCAAAUUCCUGAGAAGUGCAGACGGUUAACAGAUGCAACUGAUUCAAAAUCUAUUUGGUAACAGACACAAAAAAAAUAUAUCCUGACAUCUAAAUAUGUUAUUAAAAAAAUGUUUUAUAUUGUGACAGGAACAAAGGGUGCUCGGCUUUCCUCAUCCUUUUAAACCAGAAGUUUCUAGACAGUCCUUUAAAUGAGAUUUUAUUCUUUUAUGAUCUGUGAAAUGGCCAUAAUGAAACUUGAAAGUUGGAACUCCUUCAUUAAAACGAGGAGUUUAUAUAAACAGCCUGCUGAUGCAUCAUGUUUCCUUUAUGCCGCCCCUUGAAAAGUCAUUUAGGAGCUGCAGAGCAUGCAAAGUAGAAUGGUAACCCAAGCGAGGACGGUUGCUCUGAUCAUCUUACCUCCCACUUAAUUAUGUCAUCAGCCAUGUUUUCCACAUACAUUCAUUAUCUCUGCCUCUACAGUUAAACUGGAAGGCUUCAGUUAUAUUUUGUAACGAUCCAGCAUAAUUUUAGUGUUCGUCUAUUGGUGUUGUAGCUUAUGUUCAGCUUGAUAAAUGUAGGGGUGAAAUUAAGCCCAUCCAGCAGCUAAUCAGCAGUCAGGGCAUGUUCCUGUUUAACCAGCCUGAUGUAUUCAGGUAAUAAAAGUAUGAGGUUAUUAAUUCUUUUAGACACCUUUUUAACAUAGCAGCUUUGUUCCAUCUGUCAGUGUGAACCUGCAAACCUAACUAAAUGCCAGCAGUGUUUAUUUUUCUCUUGAUUAAAACAGUCACGCCAAGCAGCUGAACCGUAAGAUUGUGUCCUAAAUAUUCCUGGGUUAUGAAUAAAACUAUGUUAAUGUGUUUUAGACGACCAGCUUCAUGCUUCUUGUUUUUUUUUUCUUUUUCCUAUUUUUAACUGUGCUUUAGUUUUUCUUGAAAUCUGUUUUCUCAGCUCUCAUUGUUCGGCAGCUGUUUUCUGCAUUCUGUGCACACGUUUCAGCAGAUGCGUAUCUCUUAUAUUGUUUCACCCCCCAGCAGAGGCUCAGGUCAGCACCCUGCCUGCUGGCUUUACAUGAACAUUUUGAUACUGUCUGGCUUUUUCUUUUCAAGGGCAGUGUGAGAGAUGAUUACACUUGCAUUCUGGUUUAGUAAAUCCGUCUGUGUUAAAGGUCACAAUAUGCUAGAUGCGUUUUUAUUUUCACAGCUAAAACUGUUAUAAAAAUGUGUCUGGGACUGUUCUGAUGCAGAACCCUGCAGAAAUAUUCAUACCCUUGAACUUUUACACAAGCUGUAAAUAUCUGUGUUUAUUUGUUAGAGGUUUUUGAUUUUUUUUUAUAUCACAGACAAAAUAGUUUAAUUAUGAAGUGGAAAAUAAAUUGAAAAAAAUGUUUUCUUUUCUUCCACAAAAUACUUUGUAAAAUUUCCUUUAGCCUCAGGUCUUAGGGUUCGUCUCUCGGUGUGUUGCACAUCCACAGGCUGACUUUCUUGCCCACUCUUUUUGUACAAGAACUCAGGCUCAGUCAUGCUGGAUAGAAAACAUAGAUGAAAAACAGUUUUUAAAUCUCGACUUGGUUUGUCAGUUGGAUUUAGGCCUAGACUUUGACUGCUUUAAGAAAGAGAUUAUAUUUCACCCAUCUGGAUUAUAUACUGUAUAUCAUUUAUCUGAACCUUUCGUGGUAUUUUUUUAUUUAUUCCGAGGUAUUUCAUUAUAAAAGGGCUGAUUACAUUUGUACCUGUUUCAAGGAUCUAUUUCAAGCAUGGCAUUUUUUCUUCUCAGUUAUUUUGUGUUACAGGGAAGUUUGUGUUGUUAAAGAAACAGAGGGUUUGAAUACUUUUGCGUGUACUUUUGAUUGUAAAUGUUCUUCUUUAAAUGUUGAAUUAUUUGGCCAAAGCAAAGUACGUAAAAUAAACAAUAUUUAUUUGUUGCUGUUUUU
Messenger RNA from Cyprinodon tularosa, 5948 nucleotides. RefSeq names its product solute carrier family 66 member 2. The transcript has 5 exons. Lineage: Eukaryota; Metazoa; Chordata; Actinopteri; Cyprinodontiformes; Cyprinodontidae. Gene Ontology annotation, biological process: phospholipid translocation; retrograde transport, endosome to Golgi. Bases 229 to 963 code for a protein of 244 amino acids. The record is from RefSeq and is a predicted model, not a curated record. Gene Ontology annotation, cellular component: trans-Golgi network; endosome.